GUGUCUAUAAACAGAGGCAGGGUGAAGUGUUUUGGCUGGGUGACACCGCUGGCCUGCUGCCUUACAUGGGCAAACCUCUGAACUGACUGAGACGGCUGGAAUUUCAGAGCGUGACGUCACUGCCUACAACUCUCCCAGAAUUUUGGAUCAAGAAGUUUCACUUUUUUUGGUGGGAUUUUCGACCUCCUGUUACAUUUCCUAGAAAGCGAGUCAACAGAUUUCAACACACAGUGAAGGCUGACGCUUCAACAAACCAGGAAACCCACACAUCCAGACAGGAGGAAAGGUGUCAGAUCCUGAAGUCCCCGCCAUCACUUCAAGUUCAUAUUUAACAAUGUGGAACUCACCGAACAGUACCGAGCAGACGGGACAAGUGGCAGCCAGGAUGGAGACUACUCCGUCUUUGGGAAGCGCCAGCAUCUCUGUCUCCCAGCAGCAGGCGCCCAAGAAGUUCGCCCCUGUUGUCGCACCCAAGCCCAAGUUCAACCCUUACAAACAGAUGGGAGAAGACCUCCCCUCAGAGCUUGGAGCAGACUACCCUCCCCCUCCACCGCCGGCAGACGACUCGGCUGCUCUCCCUCCAUCCUCGGGCUCCUACCCUCCUCCUCCACUGAUGAACUCGUACGAUUAUCAGACUAAAGGACCAGAGAAGACUCUGGAGGAGAGGCGCUCCAGUCUGGAUGCAGAGAUCGACUCCCUCACCAGCAUCCUGGCAGACCUGGAGAGCAGCUCGCCCUACAAGCCGAGGAGCACACAAAACUCUGGAUCUUCAGCAGCCUCCACCCCUAACGCUCCAGUGACUGGCUACAAGCGUAUGGUCAUUCCAACCCAGCCACCUCUAACUGCCACCAAGAAGUCUACACCCAAACCUCAGUCUCCCGGGGGAGUUUCGUCCAUCCCCCCUUCGUCUGCCAGCCCCAUUGCCAAGCCUCAGAGCCACACGGGCCCUCAGCCUGUCCCAGCAUCCUAUGCCACAGCCUCAACCCCAAGCCAGCCAACCUUCAAUGUCCAGGUAAGAUCAGCCCAACCUGGCCCCCAGCAAGCCCCAGGCGGGCACCAAUUUGGCCAGCAGCCCAUCCGCAGCCCUGCACAGGUGCAUUACAUGCCGGCCCAGCCCAAGGGUCCUGACUUUGCCUAUGGACCACCACAGCCGGGCUUCUCCCCAAUGGCUCAGGGUGCAUAUCAAGAACAGCACCAUCCAGGAGCACCCCAAGUCGGCGGUUUGAGGAGACCUGAGCCAGCCCCUGUCCAAGCAUACCAACCACCAGGCCCCAAGAAGACCUACAUCACAGAUGUUCCACCAAGCUUGACUCCUUACAUGUCUGGACCAGCCAUACCACCAAAGGGAAGUGCUUCCAUGGCUCACCCUGAAGACGAGCUGGAGCGCCUGACCAAGAAGAUGCUGUUUGACAUGGACAACCCCCCAUCUGAGGAGUAUUUUGGGCGCUGUGCCAGCUGUGGAGAGAACGUAGUGGGUGAAGGCACCGGCUGCACCGCCAUGGACCAGGUCUUUCAUGUCGACUGCUUUGUCUGCAUGACCUGCAGCACCAAGCUGCGUGGCAAGCCUUUCUUCGCCGUGGAGAAGAAGGCGUACUGUGAACCCUGCUAUGUUAACACCCUGGAGACCUGCACCAUCUGCAGUAAGCCCAUCAUGGAGCGCAUCCUGCGGGCCACAGGGAAAGCCUACCACCCUCACUGCUUCACCUGUGUGGUGUGCAGCCGCAGCCUGGACGGCGUCCCGUUCACCGUGGACGCGUCCAACCACAUCCACUGCAUCGAGGACUUCCACAAGAAGUUUGCUCCACGCUGCUGUGUGUGCUCUGAGCCGAUAAUGCCGGCGCCAGGUCAGGAGGAGACGGUCCGUAUUGUGGCCCUGGACCGGGACUUCCACGUGCAGUGUUACCGCUGUGAGGACUGUGGCUCUCUGCUCUCAGAGGGGGAUAACCAGGGCUGCUACCCUCUGGACGGACACGUCCUCUGCAAAAACUGUAACUCCAGCCGCAUCCAGGCCCUCACCGCCAAGGCCACCACUGACCUCUGAACAACCCGCUGCCCGGUCACCUCCACUGUGAUAAACACACGCUCUCUCUCUUUCUUCUAUUGCAAACAUACCCAUACACAGAAGCUUGCAUUCCUCAGCUUAUCUUAUAAUAUACCUUCACUUACAAUAACAGAAGAUCACCUUCACAUGCAAACAUGUACUGUACGUAUUGACUCGGUACAAUCACAGCAGAAGAGGUUGUGCAUAUUUAACUCUGUGGUUAAAACAAUAACGCAACAUUUAAAAAACACGCUGAUACAUUUUUAUGUUGAGAAAGUUAAAUAAUUAAACUCACAGUUAGGGGCCAGUUAGCUUCUCUGCAUGAAAACAGUCUCUGUCCAAAGUUAGAAAACCUGACUGUACCUUUAAAGCGCCCUGAUUACAUGUGGGCUCUCUUUGAAUGGUUGUACACGGGCUAAUGUGAUGCUACUGGCCCAAAAAUGAUCCACAACAGAAGUCAGUGUGAGCCACAACGUGUUGCUUUCAUCUGUUUUUAUAUGUUUUUUAAAUAUGAGACAAAAUGUGUGAAGAAGAACAGAAGCUUUCAGCAGACAUUAAUCCUUACAUUUAUUUAACAGAAACAGAUUAAAAUCAAACUUUAGAUGAGGGCUGUCAGCGUUACGGUGUUAAUCACAAUGAAGGUCUGAAAUAAUCAUUCUUUUUUUCCCCCGCAUUAAUCACGUGCUAUUUGUCCCUUUAGGUGAGCAGUAUCUCCCUGUAGAUACAGUGAUGCCAAAAGAAUGGCAACACUGCGCUUUAAAAUGUCUCAUUUCACUUAAAGUAUUUCCCAGUCAGAAGUGAUAUCCACCUUGUGAUAUCAAACAUUUGACUUUUUAACAUUACCUUUAACUGUUUUUAUUUCCUUUAUCCAUAACCAGUUCCUUUUUCCGUGGUUAAGUUAAUAUUGUAACUUCAAAAGUUCCUUAUUUAAUCAGGUUUGUAUCCAAACAGGAAGUAAAGUAACUUUAGCUUAAGUCACUGACACAUUUCAAAAUAUAAGCAUAAAAAAGAAGGCUUUGCAAACAUUCGAUUACAAAUUCACUAUUGAAAUGUGUUUGUUUUUUUAUGAAUCGUAUGACAGUCUUAGUAGUAUGGAUGUAUCACUGCUGAGAGCUUCUGUAACUAACUGAGUGUUGGAGGAGCGAGUGCACAGCGUUUGCUAUCUUUGGACAGAUUAGCCUCUUUCCAGUCUUGAUGCUAAGCUAAGCGUAAAGGUUGGAUAUGUGUUCCUGAACAAAGAUGAGUGAUGUUGUGUGUGUAAUGGACAUCUGUAUGGACAGAUAAUUAUAAAAACACUAAAGUAAACAACAACACAGCAAGUAGUAACUUAUGUUAGCUAGCUGAAUGAGCCACAUUUUGUCUGCUAAGCUAACACUCUAGCUAAGAAUCAACUCCAGACAGUGAUACUUAUUAUUCUUUUGCUACUAAAGCUAAACAAAAGCAAAUUAAUGUCUAUCAGAAACUAUCAUGAUCAAAUCAUAAUCAAACAUUUCUAUAAUUUGCCCGUCUGUAUUGGAUUUGGAUUGCAUACCCAUCUUUUAGCUCCGUGCUGCAUCAGUGUUUUCAUACACUCCUCAUAACGUCUCAAUGAGUAUGUAAAUACAAAAUGUCUCAAAAUGAUAAGAAACUGCUUAAAUCCAACCUCAGUAAUCGUUCAAAUAGAUCCUCACUCAGUGUUAUCAUAUUCACAAUCAUCUGACACCAGCAUCUUGUAGCCAGGCUGCUCGUGCAUUCGAGCCUAGAUGUUUCCCCCCGACUGCUUCAUCUCAAACAGCCCAUAAAUACAUUUGAAAUGUUUGACGCUUCUGCCCUGCAGGUGAACACAUAAAGAUGUGUGUGUGUGUGUGUGUGUGUGUGUGUGUGAGCAGUAUUUAGAAAAACUAUGAUCAUUGAACAUUCAUUUUACUCCUCAGUGUUUCUCACAAUGAGCUGACGGUACAGAUAUGUGGAUAAAAUGACACAAUCAAGCUCAUUAUCACGACACCAGCUCCGCUAACUGAACACCAAAGAUUUAGAUUUUAACUGCCACAUUUACUGUCUGCAACUAAAGUAAACGGACCACAGGAGCAACACAUGCACAGCUGUUGAAUGCACUUCCUCUCCAACAUAACACUUUCUUUAUACUUUCCAUUCAAAUGUUUUUAUGCACACGAUACUUUUUUUUUCUUUGGUGGCCUGAACGGCACAAUCCUGUCAUUCCAUUCAUAGAUACAGCUUCGUAUUUGAGUUGAAUUUUAAAGUAUUUGAGCAUAUAUAUUUAUAUAUCUCUUCUCCUCGUUUAACAUGACAUAGAUUAAAUUAGUGAUCGUAGUUGAAGCAGUUUGGUAGAGAUUACAGAUUUCAGAUGGCUAUGCAAUUUUUAAUAUUAAUUGCAUCGACACUUUAUAAGAAAUUUUAUGAAUAAGGAAAUAUUUUACCUGUACAGAUUCAACAUAAGUGUCCUUAUAGUAACUUCUUUCAUCAGAACGGUUCUGUUGGUACUCUGUGACUGUGCUGUUUGUCAGUAUUGAUUGUACCACCGACAUUUGUCUUUUAGUUUUAGUGUUUGUUCAAAGUUUGAGUUUUGGAGGAAGAAGGGACCGGAAGAGUUUCCCAAAAAUGAUGACGACGAUGAUGACGAUGAUGAUGAUGAUUUUAUUUGUUCCAUCCAAGAGUUUUUUUUAAAGUAGUUUGACCUUUUUGAUUUGUUUUAUUUUUUCAUUACAAUAACUUGACCAGCCAUUAAGAUUUUUAGGGUUGUGAAUUAAAGGUACCUUGUGGAGUUUUUGAACACCGGAGGCACUGUGGAGCAAUGUUUUUAUUGUAAUCUUGUUUUUAUGAACAGGUCCCAUUUGAAGCUUGUACAGGAGCCUUGACCUUUUAUACAGAGGUCAUGGUAGUCACCAAAUGUUGCUCCAUCGAGUCAUGCAAGACAACAACAAAGAAACACACUACUAUCAGAAAGUGAAGCAAAACUUUGUCAAUGUUCUCCAAACCAACAGCAAAGACACAGAAACAACCAUAAGAAUGAACACAAUUGACAUUAAGACAAGCAAAAAGAUUAAUAUCUAUCAUUAAAUUACAUCAAAUAUAUUUGAAGAGACACAAAACAAACAACAAAGACAAACAAAAUGACACAAGGAGCUAGAACAAGGUGUAAAAAGACUGCAAAGAGAAACAUAUCAACAACAAACACAAGACCCCUCAAAGACUAGUCUUUAAAAAAAACCAAUGUAUUGUGUGCCUCUUUAAGUCUACAGAGAACGUAAACACAACAUGAAUGAGAAAGCUCCACAGUGUACCUUUAAACAGAAGAUAGAUGGUUUCAUAAAUGAGUUCUUGUUCGCUUAUUUUUGGUUUACACUUUGAUGAUUUGGUUUAUUGCCAUCCUCAUGAAUUAAGACAAAGUAUUUCCCAAGCCUCCGUGGCAGAUGUCUUGAGCAUGUUGAUGAUGAUUUUAUGAACAAAGCAAUCAACACUUUUAUAGGAUUGACUUCUCUUCACUGUUUCCUGACACUCUGAGAGGUGAAAGUGUUAAAAUGUCAGGAAGUGAUUUUUAUAAACAAAGCAACAAAACCCUCUUUGUGCUGUGCCUUCUAAUCAGUUUGUCUGCUAACAUCAGAGUAUUCAUGAUGUCGUUUAAUGUUUUGAAACCAUGGCAACACCAUGUAAGAAACUGUGCCAAUAAGCCAAUUAACUAAUUUCAGUGAAAAGUGUUUUGACAUUCAACAGACCUUUGCCAGGACACAAAUUCUACAACUUAAGUGUUUUUACCUUUUUAAAAUUUGAAACAGCGUUUUAUACUCCACAACGAUCUGUAACAGCUCUGCACAGCCGGUCCUCUGGGAGGUUAAAGCAACUCACAUUUAAUUAAAAAUUUUGUAGACACGAAGUUCAUCAUUGAAGGUCAAAAACCAACAAGAGGUAAAAGCUGAUUAAAGUCAAAACUGCCAAGUGCUCUCCUUGAAAGAAAAUGUAAUGUGUUUUAAGUUCCAACUGAAUGUUAGCACUGUGCUUUGUGAUCCCCAUAUUUUAACAUUUCCUCUCCUAACGAGAAGCUGUGAGGGACUGUUUGCAGAUGUUGAUAGGAGUUUAUGGUCUCAGAUGGGCACUGAAUGUGACAACAAACAACAUGAACAUAGUGACGACCCUCAACUACUAGUUAGAUCUUAUCCCAUGGAGAGAAGAAACUACAUUUUCAUCCCCAAGUUCAGAGGGAGUCAUUGAGUGUUCACAUGGACUUGAGUAUCUCGGUUUUGAUCUGGAUUUUUUGCCCCAUCCUGAUUUUAAUUAACCCAAUUUUGCCACCUAAAGAACCUAUAGAAAAUGUGUUACUGUGGCAUGUGUACGCCUUAUCCUAGUUUCUAACAGAUGCCGACUACCUGCACAGGCUGACGAAGCAGCUGUUCUUACUUAAAGGUCAUAUAAUAUCCUAUUUUUAACAAGUUUAAAUAAGUCUCAGAGCUCCCCAAAACAUGUCUCUCCAUUCCUGUAUUUGAUCAUGCCUAUAAACCCCUUUAUUUCAGCCCUGCUCAGAACAGGCUGUUUCUGUUUCUGUACCUUUAAAUGUAAAUGAGCUGUGUCUGACCACGCCCCCUCUAGAAAGGCUUGGGUGGCUCAGGCUUUCUUGCACCUUGCCCGAUGGUUUACGGUGAGAAGGCAGACUCAGAGGUCAGAACAAACACCUAGCUGUGGGAGUGUCACCCACCGGGGGUAGGGGUUACUGACCUUUGUGAUGUCACAAAGGGGAUAUCUCCAAACUGCCUGUUUGAGCACACAUUUUCUGAAAAUUGGAGCAGGGAAAAGACAGACUUUUCUCAUAAGUCGGGGGUUUGUAGACAUGCACAUAUUUGUGUUUAAAAAACAUGGUAAAGUGUAUUCUGCAUAAUACAGUGAACAUUAAAGACCAACAAAGAAACUGACUUCUGUCUUUCUGUAAAGUUGGUAUUUAAUAGUACCAAGCCCACAAUGAGUAUAACCAUGUUCCUCUCUGUCCGAGUAAACACCAUAUCCCGAAUAUGAUCCAAACCGGGACAAGGCUCUUAACCGGGAUACUCAUGUCCAUGUAAAUGCACUCAUUUAAAUCUUUUCCAGGACAUGACAAACAUCUUAAAUACCAGUUUUAAAAAAGUGUCACAGAGCUAAUAUCAGAAUGUAACAUCUUCUGAGUCCUUGUUAAUUUAUUGCAAACUAUCAUUACUAUCAUUUUUAACAAAGGUCAAGCUGCAGGAGUCAAAAACAGUUCAAUCCGUGCAUCUCUAGAGUCACAGAUUACAUGUGUUGGUCUUGUUGUUAUCACUAUACUUAAAUGUAUAUAUUUGGAUCCAUCAAUUCGACUUAGAUUCAGUGAGUGGUGUGAUAACUGCUCUUUGUGAAGCAACCCACCUUAUAGAUCAGUAUGUCACAUGUGUUGCUAGGUUUCAGCUCACAGGGAUGUUGUUGAUCAGGCGUUAGCAUUAGCGUCUCAUGGCUGCCUGUUAAAGGUCCAUGCAGGGCUUUCUGACAUGCUUUCCCAAUCAGAAAGCAGAAUCUAACUUCUACCAAAGAAAACACACAAAAAAGAUUUCUGCAGUUAAACGGUCAGAGACCUACAUUUUGAAAGUCGUUUUGGAAUAAAAACAGUGCAGUUAUGCUCAUUUAAAAUGAUAACUCCUGAACUUUUCAUCACAGAUUUUCUCUAAACACAACAUUACCGUACUAGCUUAGGAAGUUGAUGUGAGGACCUUUGUGUUUUGUUGUUUUCCUUCAGUAGUCCACAAGUUUUCUGAAGCCAAAACGGUAUCCAUUAUUCAGAUCCGCCUCUGGUUCUCGCUCUACAGGAAAACAUUUCAUUGCAAUACUGCAGCAAUAUGUAGCAGGAACAUUUGCUGUGCUCUGAGGCGUGAACUCUCUGCAGCUGAAUCAUUCCUGUGCUGUGUUCAAGUGAAUCAGUGACAGUGUGAGGAAGAAGUGUACAGUAACUGUGAGCCACAAAUAUCAACAUGUUCAUGAAAUGAGUUGGCAUCAGACAAAUCAGACGCUCUGUGGGGUGAUGUGUAAAAAGAACAGUAAACAAUCAAACAUUCAUUUUAUCUGACAUAUAAAACAGUCAACACAAAGAAAUGAUAAGUGUUCAGUAUAUUUUCAAACCAUGUGCAUGCCUGUGAAUAUAAGUCAAUGUUUUAACCCAAUAAAAGACGUUUUGACUGAUUAUUAAAAAGACCAGUGCUGCAUUAUUACUUUUUACAUGUUACCUUUGCACAAGAUUGGAGGUCAUUUAAAGCUACAAACCUUUUGACCAUCCAUGGCGAUUAUAUUUUGCAACUAAAAACCAGAUAUUUCCAUCAUGAUUGUGCAAACUAAACCCCACCAUAUACUAUAUAAGCCUCAUGUUUGUGGUGGAAUGUCAGCUCACACUGUACGACUGAAUCGUUUACAACGCACGACCAAAGCUCGAGAUUUGUGUGCUCACUGUAAGAGUUAAAUCAGGACGGAGCAUUCACGAUUGGCAAUAGAUCUGUGUAUUUUAUUGGUCUCAUAUGCAACACUCAAACACACACACAGGUGUACUCUAUGGCUAAUGACGCGCAAUGGGCUGAAAUUAUUCCCGAUUUAAAAAUCAGGUCAAAUGGGUCUGAAGUCGUACAGUAUACAUCUGCUUUAAGAUAGAGCUAAAAGGAGAGGGAAUUUUGCAACAACUCAAAAAGAAAGCUAAUGUUUGCUGACAGCUCUACGUCUAAAUAAGCUAAUGGUUGCUAACAUGCUUCCAAUAAAAUCACAAUAAGUGAGAAUUCAACCUACCCGAUUAGUGUCGGUAAAUAAACCCAAACCAACUGGGAGCAUUCAGCAGCUUUGAGCACGUUUCAGAAUGUAUUUAUUUCUUCUAUUAGAGCCAGCAUCUCAUUUUCACUCUUUACAUUUCAACAGUUUAUAUGAAGAGUGUUACAAGGUCCUAGCUUUUCAGAUUUCUAAGAAAUGUCCAUAAAGUGUUCAAACGUAUAUUGUUUAAUAAUUGGCUUAUUAGCACGUUUUUACAAAGUGUACCAUGGGAGUGCGAGUUAAACCUCUCUGACUGUAGGUUGUUAAUGUGCCAUAAAAUCUGUAUUAAACUCCCCUGUUUACAUUUUCUUUAUAGACAAUCUGUGUUGACGUCUUCCGUCUUUGUUGAAGCUUAAAUCUUCAAACACACAUUGAAGCUUCAAAUAUAAAGAAAAGACAGUUCAAUGAUAUCUAUUUGCUCAGAGUAUUUGUGUUGUCUACUGUCUUUGUUCUGCCAAUGUUUGUCAAAGUGCCUUUGUCGGAGCAGUAUUGAAUCACUUUACUGUUGUUGUGUGGUUUGCCCUGCUCACAUGUUUACUCAUCUUUACCAAAGUACAUAAAGUAGAUCCCUUAGUCUGGGGUCCAUAUAUCCUCCAUACAGUGGAUGUUUCCAUCAGGCUGCAGCAGCAGCAGCAGCAGCAGCAUCUCAAACAGUGUGAGACUCGCCUGAGCUUAACCCUGUGAUGUUCAGGCAGAGCGUCUCAUCUGCUCUCAGUUUUUGGAAGGGUCAUGUAGUCAACUGUUGUUUUUUUCUCUUCAAUAAAAGCUUUGCAGUAGCA
Messenger RNA from Labrus mixtus (cuckoo wrasse), 9597 nucleotides. It is a transcript of the gene lpp, whose product is annotated as LIM domain containing preferred translocation partner in lipoma. Gene Ontology annotation, cellular component: focal adhesion; stress fiber. Lineage: Eukaryota; Metazoa; Chordata; Actinopteri; Labriformes; Labridae. Bases 335 to 2041 code for a protein of 568 amino acids. The transcript is spliced from 12 exons. Gene Ontology annotation, biological process: cell-cell adhesion. The record is from RefSeq and is a predicted model, not a curated record.